This is a messenger RNA of Ceutorhynchus assimilis (cabbage seed weevil), 1161 nucleotides long. NCBI's taxonomy places the organism in Eukaryota, Metazoa, Arthropoda, Insecta, Coleoptera, Curculionidae. The record is from the annotation of a GenBank genome assembly.
GAAAUUCUACAAUUCGUUUUCUAAACUAAAAAACUAUUUUCAAAUGCGAUAAUUGCGUCAAGUUAAUUCAAAUUUACAUUCAUCGAGAUAAAAUACCUAUAAGUCAUUGUUGAAAAAACAAAUAUUUAAUUUUGCUAUACAGACGUACAGAAAACCACUCAAACUUUAAACAUAAGAUACCAUAGUUAGGUAGGUAUUUAUUUAGAACGCAAGUAAUCUAUAAAAGCGAUACUGCAUUAUUUAAGCAAAAAUGGAAUUCAGUUUGGCAGAUAAAGUAGCGAUAGUUACAGGUGGUAGUUCUGGGAUAGGUUUUUGCGUUGCGAGGGAACUUUUAAAUAAUGGAGCAAGGGGUGUAACAAUAGCAGAUGUAAAUGUUGAACUUGGACAAGCGACAUUAGAAAAACUUUCAGCUGAGUUCGGCUCAAACAAAUGUACGUUUUGUCCCACUGAUGUAGCAGAUUUCAAACAGUUCGAAAAUGCUUUUAUUUCUACCCUUUCAACUUUUGGCAACAUUGAUAUCUUAAUUAACAAUGCUGGAAUUUGUGAUGAUUCUAUUUGGGAAAAGGAAAUUGAUGUUAAUAUUAAGGGAACUAUCAAUGGUGUUUUACUAGGACUUGAAAAUUACAUAAUAAAAAACAAAUCUGGACAGGAAGGAAUAAUAAUCAACCUUUCAUCCAUACGUGGAGUGCAACCUUCUGGUGAUAGACCUGUUUAUGCAGCCACAAAGUUUGCUAUCCAUGGUAUGACUUUAGCUUGGGGUUCAGAAGACCACUACAGCCGAACCAAUAUUAAAGUUAUAGCAGUGUGUCCAGGUUCAACUUCGACUCCUUUAAUAGCAAAUCCAGCAAAUACCAACUUAGGUCAGCCGUAUGAAAAAAUAAGGAAGAAAAACAAAGCUUCUAGCAAUUUGUCAGAUCAAACACCAGAACAAUGUGCUUUGUUAAUCAUAGAUGUAAUGAAAACUGCGAAAUCUGGUACAGUUUGGAUAGCGGAAUCUGCAGAAAAAUAUCAGUACAUUAUGCCUAGUCGACUUGAUAUGAAGACUAUAAUAUAAUGGAUAUAUGUAGUUUUAUCAUAUUAAUUUCUUAUACACCUAGAUUAUGUCUGUUCUGCCAAAAAAAAAAUCGUUAUUGAAUUUAUGUUAUGCCUUUUUUUGCUAUA